This is a messenger RNA of Diabrotica virgifera virgifera (western corn rootworm), 884 nucleotides long. RefSeq lists its product as uncharacterized. Bases 188 to 625 code for a protein of 145 amino acids. Lineage: Eukaryota; Metazoa; Arthropoda; Insecta; Coleoptera; Chrysomelidae. The record is from RefSeq and is a predicted model, not a curated record. The transcript is spliced from 2 exons.
GUCUUAAACUCCCAGUGCCUACCAGAUGGGGAUCAUUAGUUCUUUGUCUACAAUCAUUGCUUGCUAACAAACAAAUAAUAAAAAGGAUGGCUAUCAAUGAAGAAGUUGAAAAGACAGUAAGCAAACACCCAUCUUUAAAAAAAAUGCUCUAAGCGAUAUAUUUUGGGACCGGGUACAAGGAUACAUUAUGCUUCUGGAACCAAUUGCUAACACAAUUACCUCUGUAGAAGGUGACACACCAACGAUUUCAAAAUGUCUGCAUUUAUUUAAAAAAAUGGUUAACACCUCAUUAGAAAAUGUCACUAAAAGUCCAUUGUUAUCCAAAGAGGAAGCAGAUACAAGGGCAAUUUUUGAAAAUCGGAAGAAGUUUGCUAUUUAUAGUGUUCAUUUUGUAGCUAACCUUUUGGAUCCAAAAUAUCGUGGCUGCGAACUUAGCUCAGAUGAGAUGACUGAUGCGACAGAAGUCAUAUACAAGGUAGCACAGAAGAUGCCAGAUGUCGAUGAAGCAGCCGUCUUAGCUGACGUUGUCAAUUUUAUUGCAAAAGAAGGACUAUUCAAAAAGGCUUUUCUAUGGAAUGAGGACACAAUUGCAGCUAUCCUAGCUUCACAGUCAAUCCUGCAUUAGAAUCUGAACCGGAACCAAUGAUAAUAUCCAAUUCAGAUCAGUCGGAGUCUGUCUUUGAAAGUGAUGAAGAGGAAGCUUCAGAGUCUGAAGAAAAUGCAGAUAGCGACGGGACGGAUCAGUGUUCAUUUAAGGGAUUCGGUUAAUUAAUUGAACCUUUUCAAUCAUUAAGACGUUGUUUUUUUUAUUUGAUAAAUUUUUAUUACUUAUUUUUGCUUUGAUUUUGCAAGUUAACGAAUAAACUCUUCUUAUUUUGUUUAUA